This is a messenger RNA of Dioscorea cayenensis subsp. rotundata (Guinea yam), 1981 nucleotides long. Its product is annotated as anaphase-promoting complex subunit 8. The transcript is spliced from 3 exons. The record is from RefSeq and is a predicted model, not a curated record. Gene Ontology annotation, molecular function: protein binding. Bases 80 to 1873 code for a protein of 597 amino acids. NCBI's taxonomy places the organism in Eukaryota, Viridiplantae, Streptophyta, Magnoliopsida, Dioscoreales, Dioscoreaceae. Gene Ontology annotation, biological process: cell division. Gene Ontology annotation, cellular component: anaphase-promoting complex.
CGCGGCGGUGAAAGUUCAAAAAGCAAAACCCUUGAUUUGAUUUCCCCCCAAUUCGCGCAAACUCCGGCGAGCAAGAGAGAUGGCGUCCAAGGAUACCUACCGGACCGAGCUCCGCGCCGCCGUCCGCCACCUCUCGGACCGCUGCCUCCAUGCUGCAUCUAAGUGGGCGGCUGAGCUGCUCGUCGGCAUCGAGCCCGACCACUCCACCACCGUCAUUCCUCCGCCUUCCAUCGCCUCCUCCCGCGCGACGCCAUCCUCCUCGUCUUCCUCCUCCUCCGCUCCUCACCACCACUCUGCUUACGUUUCCAGCCUCCGCCGCCGCAUUCGCCCCUCACUGGAGCAGACGCCACUGGCCGGUGUCUCCUAUGUCAGGACUCCGGUCCCUGAUGAGGAUUUUGGAGAUGGUGAUAAUGAUAGGUAUCUCCUGGCGAAAUCUCUGUUUGAUUGCCGGGAGUAUCGGCGAGCGGCGCAUGCCUUACGUGAUCAGACGGGGAAGAAGUCGGUGUUUCUCCGGUGUUAUGCCCUAUAUCUGGCUGGAGAAAAACGAAAAGAGGAAGAGAUGCUUGAACUAGAAAAACCCCUAGGCAAGAGUGAUGCUGUGAAUGCUGAAUUGGUUUCUCUUGAGAGGGAGCUAUCUACACUCCGCAGAACUGGCUCCAUUGACUCAUUUGGUCUAUAUUUGUACGGCAUUGUACUCAAGGAGAAAGGCAGUGAAAAACUUGCUAUUACUGCACUUGUGGAAUCUGUCAAUAGCUAUCCUUGGAACUGGAGUGCUUGGUCAGAGCUGCAGUCUCUUUGCACCACAACUGAAGUUUUGAAUAACCUAAAUCUUAAGAACCAUUGGAUGAAAGACUUCUUUCUUGCUAGUGCAUAUCAAGAACUCAAGAUGCAUGAGGAAGCUUUGAAACGAUAUGAGUACUUGCUGAACAUUUCCCGGUUCAGUGAUUACAUCCAGGCUCAAAUUGCAGCAGCUUUGUAUAAUUUGAGGGAGUUUGAUGAAGCUGAAGUAGUUUUUGAAGAACUUCUUAGAACUGAUCCAUAUCGUGUGGACGCCAUGGACAUAUACUCAAACCUAUUAUAUGCGAAGGAGUCCUUCUCUGCCCUGAGUUUUCUUGCCCACAGGGUGUUUUUGACUGACAAAUACCGACCUGAAUCAUGCUGCAUAAUUGCUAAUUAUUAUAGUUUGAAGGGGCAACAUGAAAAAUCAGUCAUAUACUUUAAGAGAGCAUUGAAGCUUAACAAAAAAUACUUAUCAGCUUGGACCCUCAUGGGGCAUGAGUAUGUUGAAAUGAAGAACACACCAGCUGCAAUUGAUGCGUACAGAAGAGCUGUUGAUAUAAAUCCCCGGGAUUAUCGUGCUUGGUAUGGUUUGGGGCAGACGUAUGAAAUGAUGGGGAUGCCUUUCUAUGCACUUUAUUACUUCCGUAAAUCUUCUUAUUUGCAGCCUAAUGAUGCUCGGUUAUGGAUUGCUAUGGCUCAAUGCUAUGAGAGUGUACCACUUCAGAUGCUUGAGGAGGCGAUUAAGUGUUACAUGAGAGCUGCAAACUGUAAUGAUAGGGAGGGAAUUGCACUACAUCAGCUGGCAAAGCUGCAUAGUGUUCUUGGGCGCUCCGAACAGGCUGCAUUUUAUUACAAGAAAGAUUUGGAGAAAUUGGAAGCUGAUGAGAGACAGGGACCAAAUAUGAUUGAGGCUUUAUUAUUUCUUGCUAAACAUUGCAAAGCUGAAAAAAGAUUUGAAGAAGCAGAAAUGUACUGCACCAGGCUUUUAGAUUACACUGGACCGGAGAAGGAAACCGCAAAAAACCUUCUGCGAGGACUGAAAAUAGCUCAGUCUGCUUUUCCAUCAAUGGACAUCGAUCAUUUUGCUCCGUGAUUCAUCUCUUCAUUGGUCACCACAUGAGUUGUGCACUACUGUAGAAUUCGUCCUGUUACCAAUCUCACAAUUAUUUACUCACACAGAUUGUAGACAAACUGAAGAUUU